This is a messenger RNA of Orcinus orca (killer whale), 6226 nucleotides long. RefSeq names its product slingshot protein phosphatase 2 (gene SSH2). The record is from RefSeq and is a predicted model, not a curated record. Gene Ontology annotation, molecular function: protein tyrosine/serine/threonine phosphatase activity; actin binding. Gene Ontology annotation, biological process: actin cytoskeleton organization; negative regulation of actin filament polymerization; protein dephosphorylation. The transcript has 14 exons. NCBI's taxonomy places the organism in Eukaryota, Metazoa, Chordata, Mammalia, Artiodactyla, Delphinidae. Gene Ontology annotation, cellular component: cytoplasm. Bases 2078 to 6109 code for a protein of 1343 amino acids.
AUGUAUGUGUAUACUUUUAUUUAUUUAUUUAUGUAUAUAUUUUUAAAAAUGGGAUUGUCCUCUAUCGUUUGCUUUGUACUCUGUUUUUCUUUUUUCACUUAGCAUAUUGGGAACAUCCUGUCAUUGUCCUCAAAUGAGUUUCUUUCAUAUCCUUUUUGAGAGUUGUUUGUUUUCCAUAGAACUGAAUUCUGUCUGCCGUGUUGGUGCACAUUUUGAUUGUGUUCAGUUUUUUGCAGUUAUAAACAAAGCCUCACUGAAUGAAUAUCCUUGUGCCUAAAUCUUUACACAUGUCCCUGAAGGAAAUACCCUAAAACUCAUUUCUGGGAUUGCUAGACCAAAGGGUAUACAUAUUUCUAGAGUUUUUGAUAUAGAUUGCCGGUUUGCUCACCAGAAAUGUUGUACCAGUCUACACUCAUUACUAAAAUGAAUUUUAGUAAUUCAUUUUCAUAGUGCUGAUAAAAUAAUAAAAAAUAAAAUCAAGGUAGAUACAGUUUUAUCCUUCAAUUCAUCUGAACCAGUUGGAAACCCAGAAAAGUUGAUCCUUAUUUGUCUUUCCUAUCAGGAAUUGCUUUCAUACCCAACCACUGAUGGAAAAUUUGUAAGCUAUUUGAGUAGACCUUAUGGAAAGAUGAAAUAAUAGUGCAUUGAUAAGAUGAAGAAACUAAUUAUCCCGAGAUGGUGUUGAAUAUAUCUGUAGUGUUUGUGAAUUUAGGUUUGCUCCCCAUGUUUUUAUUUUAUUCUAAAAUCAUCACCAUUUUUUUUUUUCGCCAUUUUUGACUUAGAGAUUUCUGAGCCAAAAGAUAACUGACACUUACCUAGGGUCCUGAAGCAAAUUAACCUUGAACAUUUCAUUGUUUUCUGUUUAGGAAGUGUUAAGCCUUCCUAAUCAUUGGGAUUUCCCAAAGUUCUAUCUUAUUAAGGAUACUGAAAUUUUAAACGAUGACCAUAUACAUUAGUUUGUUAAUGCUUGUAACUAUACUUACAAAGCUAGAAUUUCCUCAUCUUGUUUAUAGGAAGCAGUGGGUAUAUUUCUCAAAGUUGAGGAGGUGAACUUUUAGGGAACAAGCCAUUUAAAAUCUUGAAAAACAAGUUUUCAUCUUUGAGGCUAUUUGAAUAUUGAAUAUAGGAGAAAGGAGAAGAGUGUAUGUAUUUCUCUUUUUUAAAAUAAAUUUAUUUAUUUUAUUUUUGGCUGAGUUGGGUCUUUGUUGCUGCACGCGGGCUUUCUCUAGCCGUGACGAGCAGGGGCUACUCUUGGUUGCCGUGCGCGGGCUUCUCAUUGCGGUGGCUUGUCUUGUUGUGCAGCACAGGCUCUUGUGUCGCACGGGCUUCAGCAGUUGUGGUGUGCAGGCUCAGUAGUUGUGGCUCACAGGCUUAGUUACUCCACGGCACGUGAGAUCUUUCUAGACCAGGGCUCAAACCCGUGUCCCCUGCAUUGGCAGGCGGACUCUUAACCAUUGCACCACCAGGGAAGCCCAAGAGUGUACGUAUUUCUUAAAGCUCUUAAAGAGUCUUUGAAUGUCCCUGCAGAUCUAAAUAGUACUCAGAGGGGCUUCUGGCAGACUUAAAGAAAAAAGAUGGGAAGGAGAAAGGAAUGUUAGAAUGCAGGCCACGUUUGCAUGCUGGAUUCAGUAGUAUUGGUUGCCUGCCUCUGUCUGAAACCGAGCUCCUUCCUUAAUGAACGUGUGUGUUUAAAUCACAGGCGGGGAAAGUUUUGGGGUGAAGUUUCACUUUUUUGUAGUGGCAGCAGUCCUGGACAUGCUGCUGGAACACAGAGGAUGAGUUCAGCACCUUCUCUACAGAUGGUAUCUCUGCCCACAGCUCAUCUCUUUUACAUAGCAAGCCUUUGUUCUCUGGAGAGUGGACCUCUGUGGGUUGGCCAGUCCAACUCCUGUCGGAGACUGAAGGUGACUGAUAAGAAGUCCAAAGGUCAAAAUGGACCAAUGUGGGCAUCAGCGAGAGCUUUCUAACGGUCAAAGGUGCUGCCCUUUUUCUGCCACGGGGAAAUGGCUCAUCCACACCAAGAAUCAGCCACAGACGCAAUAAGCAUGCAGGUGACCUCCAACAGCAUCUCCAAGCAAUGUUCAUAUUACUCCGCCCAGAAGACAACAUCAGGCUGGCUGUAAGACUAGAAAGUACUUACCAGAAUCGAACACGCUAUAUGGUAGUGGUUUCAACUAACGGUAGACAAGACACUGAAGAAAGCAUCGUCCUAGGAAUGGAUUUCUCCUCUAAUGACAGUAGCACUUGUACCAUGGGUUUAGUCCUGCCUCUCUGGAGUGACACCCUAAUUCAUUUGGAUGGUGAUGGUGGGUUCAGCGUAUCAACAGAUAACAGAGUUCACAUAUUCAAACCUGUGUCUGUGCAGGCAAUGUGGUCUGCAUUACAGAGUCUACACAAGGCUUGUGAAGUCGCCAGAAUGCAUAACUACUACCCUGGCAGCCUGUUUCUCACCUGGGUGAGUUAUUACGAGAGCCAUAUCAACUCAGAUCAAUCCUCAGUCAAUGAAUGGAAUGCUAUGCAGGAUGUGCAGUCCCACCGGCCUGAUUCUCCAGCUCUUUUCACAGACAUACCAACUGAACGUGAGCGAACAGAAAGGCUAAUUAAAACCAAAUUAAGGGAGAUUAUGAUGCAGAAGGAUUUGGAGAAUAUCACAUCCAAAGAGAUACGAACUGAAUUGGAAAUGCAAAUGGUGUGCAACUUGCGAGAAUUCAAGGAAUUUAUAGAUAAUGAAAUGAUAGUGAUCCUUGGUCAGAUGGAUAGCCCUACACAGAUAUUUGAGCACGUGUUCUUGGGCUCGGAAUGGAAUGCCUCUAACUUAGAGGAUUUACAGAACCGAGGGGUGCGAUAUAUCUUGAAUGUCACUCGAGAGAUAGAUAACUUCUUCCCAGGAGUCUUUGAGUAUCACAACAUUCGGGUAUAUGAUGAAGAGGCAACGGAUCUCCUGGCUUACUGGAAUGACACUUACAAAUUCAUCUCUAAAGCAAAGAAACAUGGAUCUAAAUGCCUUGUGCACUGCAAAAUGGGGGUGAGUCGCUCAGCCUCCACUGUGAUUGCCUAUGCGAUGAAGGAGUAUGGCUGGAAUCUGGACCGAGCCUAUGACUAUGUGAAGGAAAGACGAACAGUGACCAAGCCCAACCCCAGCUUCAUGAGACAGCUGGAAGAGUACCAGGGGAUCUUGCUGGCAAGCAAACAGCGGCAUAACAAGCUCUGGCGAUCUCAUUCAGAUAGUGACCUCUCGGACCACCACGAACCCAUCUGCAAAGCAGGACUAGAACUCAACAAGAAGGAGAUCACCACCUCAGCAGACCAGAUUGCCGAGGUCAAGACCAUGGAGAGUCACCCACCCAUACCUCCCGUCUUCGUGGAACAUGUCGUCCCACAGGAUGAAAAUCAGAAAGGCCUGUGUACCAAAGAAAGAAUGAUCUGCUUGGAGUUUACUUCUAGGGAAUUUCAUGCCGGACAGAUUGAAGAUGAAUUAAACCUAAAUGACAUCAAUGGAUGCUCAUCAGGGUGUUGUCUCAAUGAAUCAAAAUUCCCUCUUGACAACUGCCAUGCAUCCAAAGCCUUAAUCCAACCUGGACAGGACCCAGAAAUGGCCAACAAGUUCCCAGACUUAACAGUGGAAGAUUUGGAGACAGACGCACUGAAAGCAGACAUGAACGUCCACUUACUGCCCAUGGAAGAAUUGACAUCCCGCCUGAAAGAUCUCCCCAUGUCCCCUGAUCCUGACUCACCGAGCCCCCAACCCAGUUGCCAGGCUGAAGUCUCAGAUUUCAGUACAGAUCGCAUUGACUUUUUUAGCGCGCUAGAGAAGUUUGUAGAGCUUUCCCAAGAAACCCGGGCCCGAUCUUUUUCUCACUCAAGGAUGGAGGAACUGGGUGGAGGAAGGAGCGAGAGCUGUCGACUGUCAGUGGUCGAAGUAGCCCCUUCCGAAGCGACCGCUGAUGACCAGAGAAGCAGCUCUCUGAGUAAUACUCCCCACGCAUCUGAAGAAUCUUCAAUAGAUGAGGAACAGUCAAAGGCAAUCUCAGAACUGGUCAGUCCAGACAUCUUCAUGCAGUCUCACUCAGAAAAUGCAAUUUCAGUCAAAGAAAUCGUCACUGAGAUUGAAUCCAUCAGUCAAGGAGUUGGACAGAUUCAAGUGAAAGGCGACAUCCUAGCCAUUCCAUGCCAUACACCAAAGAAGCACAUCGUCCAUGAGCUGCCCCUUGAGAGGGCCCAAGCCGCAGAGAACAAACCUGGAAAUCUGGAGCAGAGUGGAGGUUCCUGCACAGCCCAGCCUGAACUAGCCAAAGACUCAGGGAAGUGGGAGCCAGAAGGGUGCCCAGUGGCACACUCAUCCACCACAGAGUUGGAAGAAGAGGAACCAGCUGAGGGGGAGCCAGAGCUCUGGGGCCCAGGGAUGCCCCCGGGUGCCAAGUGGUGCCCCGGGUCCGUGAGGCGAGCCACCUUGGAGUUUGAGGAGCGCUUGCGGCAGGAGCAGGAGCAGUACGGUGCUGCCCCUGCUUGUGCCUCGUUGUCCACUCGUAAGAAUUCCAAGAAUGAUUCUUCUUCUGUGGCAGAUCUGGCAUCAAAAGGGAGGAGUGAUGAAGCCACCCUAGAACAUGCAUUUGUCCCCAGGGAACCAGAGACGAGCAAGGGCAAAGGGAAAUGCAGUGGGUCUGAGGCUGGCUCCCUACCCCAUUCUGAGCAGCAUGCCAUCGUUCCAGCACCCGAGCUGCCGGAGUCUCACCCGUUGCCAGCUCCUCAGAAGUGCCCAGGGUCAGGUCCCAGAACACAGCAGGAAGGAGUCCUGAAGGAGCAGAGGACUUCGGUCUCAUGCCAGGGACCUGAGACACCAGCAGUCCCUCUGCCUCUUCCCAAGAAGAUAGAAAUCAUUGAAUACACCCACACAGUCACGACACCUGAUCACGGGCCAGAGGGGGAAACAGCCACCAGCGAAAAGAGUGGGGAGCAGGGACUGAGGAAAGUGAAAGUGGAGGAGUCCGUUACUGUCCUCUGUGCACUGGAUGAAAAUCUGAACCGGACACUGAGCCCCGACCAGGCUUCUCUGCACCCCAGAGCGCUACCUCUGCCUCACUCUUCCUCUCCCGAGCCUGAGCACGGCAGGCCCGCCCACCCAGCCCCCACCCUGAGCAGCCCUGGAGACGGGGGCAACAGCCCAGCAGCUGCCCUGGAGACGGCAGCGCCUUCUGUCAGUCACUCAGCACACGUACUUGGUGCCAGCUUGGCUUACCUGCAUCCCCAGACGGUGGUUCACCUGGAAGGCUUCACAGAGCAAAGCAGCACCACAGACAAUGAGCCCUCUGCGGAGAAGGGCAGCUGGGAGGAAAGUCAGGAGGGCCCCCUCUCCAGGGGCAGUGGAGUGCCAUAUCAGGGCUCCCAGGUAAGUAGCGAAGACCUGUGUUUAAUUAGCAGACUCGGUGACAGUGUUGGGGAGCAGCAAGAAAAACUGGACCCAUCACCUGUAGCCUGUCAGCUCCCACACAGCCCUAGUAGUGACGGUAUAAAGGGUCUCAGUCACAGCCCCAGUGGGGUGAAGGAACGCGCUAAAGAAAUCGAGUCCCGAGAGAUUUCCCAGGUAGGGCUCCCCAAACCAUCGCAAAUGAGGCGUUCAGCUUCCCUCGCCAAGUUAGGUUACCUGGACCUCUGUAAAGACUGUUUACCGGAGAGGGGGCCUAUCUGCUCUGAGUCCCCUCAUCUCAAACUGCUUCAGCCCUUCCUCAGAAUGGGCUCGGGAAUGGAGGCCCAGGAGCCCCCAGAAAACCCAGAUGCUCCCCAGAACCUAGAGCCCACCAAGUGGUUCAUAGAGCAACUCAAAACAACAGAGUGUAUCGCACAGAGCAAGCCGGUGGAGAGGCCCCUUGUACAGUAUGCCAAAGAAUUUGGUUCCAGUCAGCAGUGUUUGCUCCCCAGGGCAGGACCUGAAUUGACUAGUUCUGAAGGAGGCCUUCCUUUGGUACAGACCCAGGGACUGCAGGGUGCAGGCCCAGCUCCAGGGCUGGCUGUAGUGCCCCGUCAGCAGCACGGCAGAACUCACGCCCUAAGGAGACUGAAAAAAGCAAAUGAUAAAAAACGGACAACCAACCCCUUCUAUAAUACCAUGUGAUUCUGAGCCUCUACAUGUGACUUUCUGAAAGAAAUGUUUGUAAAAGGGGCAGGUGUAAUAUGUAAGGAACAUGCACUUUAUUGGUUAAUUUUAUAAUACUUUGGUCAUUUUACUGUU